This is a messenger RNA of Saccharomyces cerevisiae S288C, 1596 nucleotides long. It is a transcript of the gene RPN4, whose product is annotated as stress-regulated transcription factor RPN4. Gene Ontology annotation, cellular component: nucleus. NCBI's taxonomy places the organism in Eukaryota, Fungi, Ascomycota, Saccharomycetes, Saccharomycetales, Saccharomycetaceae. The transcript has a single exon. The record is from RefSeq and is marked reviewed. The coding region runs from base 1 to 1596 and encodes 531 amino acids.
AUGGCUUCUACGGAACUUAGCCUAAAAAGAACCUUAACGGAUAUUUUAGAAGACGAGUUGUACCAUACUAAUCCAGGUCACAGUCAGUUUACGAGUCAUUAUCAAAACUAUCAUCCAAAUGCUAGUAUUACUCCAUAUAAGUUGGUGAAUAAGAACAAGGAAAACAACACUUUUACGUGGAAUCAUUCAUUACAACACCAGAAUGAAUCGAGUGCAGCUUCGAUACCCCCACAACAAACCUACCAUUUCCCGAUAUUCAACAAAUACGCGGAUCCUACUUUAACUACCACCACCUCUUUUACGACUAGUGAAGCAACGGCCAACGAUAGACAGAUUAAUAAUGUCCAUCUCAUACCAAACGAGAUUAAGGGUGCUAGCGAAACCCCAUUGCAGAAGACCGUCAAUCUAAAGAAUAUAAUGAAAGUAUCAGACCCGUAUGUACCGACACGGAAUACGUUCAAUUAUGAUGUUAAAAUUUCCAACGAUUUUUUCGAUAACGGUGACAAUCUAUAUGGUAAUGAUGAAGAAGUGCUUUUCUAUGAGGAUAAUUAUAAUCCGAAAAUGCAGUGGUCACUUCAAGAUAAUAGCGCCGCAAUAAACAAUGAGGAUGCGAGAGCUAUUUUUAACAAUGAAUUUGACUCUGAUGACGACGAUAUCAGUGAUGAUGAAGAGGAUGAAAUAGAAGAAAAUUGUUUGCAACAAGAGCAACACCAAGAGGAGCCUUUACUGUCAUUGGAUGUUACACCAAUCUCAAUGUUUGGCUCAGAUCAAAAAACGGGUCGUGCCAAGAGUUCUAGUCAUUUAUUUAAUGAGUACAGUUACGUUGACUCUAACAUGGACAGCAUUUCCAGUGUUGUAUCUGAAGAUCUGUUAGAUGAACGGGGACAUGAGAAGAUAGAGGAUGAGGAUGAGGAUAAUGAUCUUGAUGAAGACGAUAUCUACGAUAUCUCUCUCUUGAAGAACAGAAGAAAGCAAAGUUUUGUCCUCAAUAAAAACACUAUUGAUUUUGAAAGAUUUCCAUCUCCCUCAACCUCGGCAAACGUACCGUCUACUGCUACUACCGGUAAAAGGAAACCAGCAAAAUCAUCCAGUAACCGUAGUUGCGUUAGUAACAGUAAUGAAAACGGCACAUUAGAAAGAAUAAAGAAGCCUACAUCAGCUGUAGUAAGCUCAAAUGCUAGUAGGCGGAAGCUAAUUAAUUAUACUAAGAAGCACUUAUCUUCACAUUCAUCUACAAAUUCGAAUUCGAAACCUUCGACUGCAUCACCAUCGGCCCAUACGUCAUCUUCUGACGGUAAUAACGAAAUAUUUACGUGUCAGAUAAUGAAUCUCAUUACAAAUGAACCGUGUGGUGCCCAAUUUUCAAGGUCCUAUGAUUUAACGAGACACCAAAAUACCAUUCACGCUAAAAGGAAGAUUGUCUUCCGUUGCUCGGAGUGUAUAAAAAUUCUUGGAUCUGAGGGCUAUCAGAAGACGUUUUCGAGACUGGAUGCUUUAACAAGGCAUAUAAAAUCGAAGCAUGAAGAUUUGUCGUUAGAACAACGUCAAGAAGUUACAAAAUUUGCAAAGGCUAAUAUUGGUUAUGUCAUGGGUUAA